Molecule: messenger RNA, 2721 nt
Organism: Brassica napus (rape)
Lineage: Eukaryota; Viridiplantae; Streptophyta; Magnoliopsida; Brassicales; Brassicaceae
Product: AT-rich interactive domain-containing protein 4
Exons: 16
Coding region: 389-2614 (741 amino acids)
Molecular function (GO): DNA binding
Source: RefSeq, a predicted model, not a curated record
UUUUGUUGGUUUAAUUGUGCUUUGAUUUUGGGGUUUCGAUGAGAAACAGAAACACUGUCUAAUACUAAAAUAUAUAAUUUUUUUCUUUUUUUUUUAAAUAUUGUUCUUGAGAUUUCUAACUUUAAUCUGUGUGUACUAAUCAUCAAGUUGCUUCCUUUUUGACGGUCAUUAUCCCUUUGUGAAUGAAUGAUGGGCCUCUUCGUUUAGGUUUUCUUUAUUCCAAUAAUAAUAAAAAUCGUCUGUGCCUCUUCCUCCUCCUCCUCGCCUUCUUCUUUUCUAGGUCUCCUCGAUUUCUCCCUUCUUCUUCCUCCACGAGUUACAAAUUAGGGUUUACGCGUUCAAAGGAUUUCGAUUGGGUUGAUUUCAUAGAAGCUCGGUAAUGCUUUGAAUGAUGUUUCAUGCUCAAAGCCGUUGUAAUGUUUUGGCUGUCGUCUCCGGAGAGCAUUGCGACAACCAAAAGGGUGAAGCUCAUCAGCCCAGAUACCCUUUUCCGGAUCUCUCUUCUUCAGGGCGACUUAAGUUUCAGGUAUUGAAUAACCCUACUACAGAGGAGUUCCAGGUUGCAAUUAACUCUUCAGCACCGGAUAUUGUCUACUUGCAAGGGGAGCAGAGUGGAGAUACUGAUCAAGUUGGUCCAUUAGCGUUUAGAUAUGCUGAUUUUUCUACUCCUGAUGCCUUGUUUACUCUUUUUGGUUCCUCAAUACCAACCACGGUUUACCUUGAGCUCCCCAAUGGUGAAGAAUUAGCUCAAGCACUCUACUCUAAGGGAGCCCAAUAUGUGAUUUAUUGGAAAAAAGUCUUCUCCAAAUACGCAGCCUGUCAUUUCCGCCAUGCUCUGUUUUCAAUCAUACAAAGUUCCUGCAGCGAUACAUGGGAUGCGUUCCAGGUUGCAGAAGCAUCUUUCCGUCUCUAUUGUACGAGUAACAGUGACUUACUCUCUUCUGACAUGAACCGUAAAAUAAAUUAUGAGAUGGGACCCUGUCCCUGCCUGCUUGGAGACCCUCCAAAAAUUGAUGUGGUUACACCGGGCGCCGAUGAACUAGAAGAUGAAAAUUCAUUAGAAAGUCUCCCGUCAAUAAAUAUAUAUGAUGAAGAUGUAACCGUGAGAUUUCUUUUGUGUGGGCCACCAUGCACAGUGGAUACUUUCUUACUGGGAUCUUUGGUGGAUGGACUCAAUGCUCUCUUGAGAAUAGAAAUGCGAGGAAGUAAGCUUCAUAACCGUUCUAGUGCUCCAGCACCUCCUCUUCAAGCAGGGACAUUUACUCGUGGUGUAGUCACCAUGCGCUGUGAUAUCUCGACCUGUUCUUCAGCACACGUAUCAAUGCUGGUGUCUGGAAAUGCGCAGACCUGUUUCAGUGAUCAGCUUUUGGAAAAUCACAUAAAACAUGAGGUGGUCGAGAAGAUUCAAUUAGUCCACUCAGUGGUGAACUCAGAAGAAACAAAGCAGGUCUUCUCUGAGCCUCGGAAAUCUGCCUCAAUAGCUUGUGGGGCAAGUGUGUACGAAGUUUCGAUGCAAGUUCCAACAUGGGCUCUGCAGGUUUUAAGACAGCUGGCGCCUGAUGUGUCAUACCGCAGCUUGGUUGUCCUUGGAGUAGCCAGCAUUCAGGGGUUGUCUGUUGCUUCCUUUGAAAAAGAUGAUGCACAACGUCUACUUUUCUUCUGCGGAAAACAGAUCAGUGAUACAACAAAUCAUGAUGCUCUUCUAUCCCAAAUUCCUCACUGGUUAACGCCUCCUUUGCCAAGCAGAAAAAGAUCCGAGCCAUGCAGAGAAAAUAAGGAAAUGGAAAAUGGACGACCUACAUCGAAGAAAAUCAACGUGGCUGCUCUGAGACCAAUACCUCACACCCGUCGACAUAAGAUGAUACCUUUCUCUGGUUACUCUGAAAUUGGAAGGUUUGAUGGUGACCACACCAAAGGAAGCUUGCCCAUGCCUCCAAAGCAUGGUGCAUCAGGUGGUACUCCGGUAACUCACCGUAAAGCUUUUUCUGGUUCCUACCAGAGGAAGCAAAUCAUCUCACUGAACCCUCUGCCUCUCAAGAAGCACGACUGUGGAAGAGCGCAUAUUCAGAUUUGCUCAGAGGAGGAAUUUCUAAGGGAUGUGAUGCAGUUUCUGGUAAUACGAGGACAUAGCCGGCUUGUUCCUCCUGGGGGCCUGGCGGAGUUUCCAGAUGCUGUUCUCAACUCCAAACGGCUUGAUCUGUUCAAUCUGUACCGAGAGGUUGUAUCACGUGGAGGGUUCCACGUAGGGAAUGGGAUCAACUGGAAGGGACAAGUUUUCUCAAAGAUGCGGAACCACACACUCACAAACAGAAUGACUGGUGUUGGCAAUACGCUGAAAAGACACUAUGAGACGUAUCUACUGGAGUAUGAGUAUGCUCAUGAUGAUGUAGAUGGAGAGUGUUGUUUAAUAUGUCGAAGUAGCACUGCAGGUGACUGGGUGAACUGUGGAUCGUGUGGAGAGUGGGCUCACUUCGGAUGCGACAGAAGGCCAGGCCUCGGCGCCUUCAAGGAUUAUGCAAAAACGGAUGGGUUGGAAUAUGUAUGCCCAAACUGUAGUGUCUCUAAUUACAGGAAGAAGUCUCAGAAGUCCUCUAAUGGCUUGCUUGUCCCUUAGCUUCAGGUUUUUCUAUUUGUUUGUACUUUUAUUCGCUUUGGAGACCAAAAUGAUUGAUUCCUCCUAUGAUAUUUCACGAGUUAUGCAAUGAAGUCUUUCUUGUUUUU